Molecule: messenger RNA, 411 nt
Organism: Trametes versicolor FP-101664 SS1
Lineage: Eukaryota; Fungi; Basidiomycota; Agaricomycetes; Polyporales; Polyporaceae
Exons: 2
Coding region: 1-411 (136 amino acids)
Source: RefSeq, a predicted model, not a curated record
AUGCAAAGCUACAGCAACCCCGACGUCUUCUUCUGCCCGCUCUAUAACCUCCCGGGUGUCUCCGACCCGAUCAGCACUCUCCUCUCCAACGAAUCAGAGCAUCGGACGCCAAGUGCAUUUUCAACGCCAACCACGUCUCGUUCCGGAAGUCCUUUCUCUGCUGCUUCGCCGAACUCCACACCACCGACCUCGCCUGAAACCUGGCCCUCGCGGCCUCCGAAGACUCCGUCCUCCGCAUCGUCACCAACAGCUCCAGAAGCGAGCAAAAAACUACAAAAGUACCGGCGGAUGUGCGCCAAGUCGGGCACGCCGCUGCUCGACCUCGUGGCGGAAGUCGAAAACCGAAGAAUGGUGCAUGAGAAACGGAAACAGGUCAGUUUCUCCGACCCCGCGCGUCUUGCUCCAGUCUGA